AGAGAACGCUAUUCUAGAGGUUGCUUUAACAUUUGGGUGGGCCCUUCUUUCCCAUCUCCAGUUGACAUUCCUCCAGGCUGAGCCAUCCGAGAUUCCGGUGGGCCCUGAGCUUUGGCACCAUGAGGUCCAUCCUCCUGUUUUAGCACCAACUUCACUGUAAUUGUUUCUUUUAGCCCAUCUAAACAGUCACUCCGACAGGUCUGCUCUUCUGACAAGUUGGUAUAUGCGUCUCCAGAGCACGAAGGAGAUGGGACAGGACCAGACCAAGCAGCAGAUAGAAAAAGGACUCCAAUUGUAUCAGUCCAGUCAGACAGAAAAAGCCCUUCAAGUCUGGUUGCGGGUUUUGGAAAAGAGCACGGAUGCAGCUGGCAGGUUUCGAGUCCUGGGAUGCCUCAUCACGGCUCACUCGGAGAUGGGCAGGUACAAAGAUAUGUUAAAGUUUGCAGUCAUGCAGAUUGACACUGCCCGAGAACUGGAGGAUCCUGACUAUCUUACUGAGAGCUACCUGAAUUUGGCACGGAGCAACGAGAAGCUCUGUGAAUUCCCCAAAACCAUCUCCUAUUGUAAGACCUGCUUGAACAUGCGAGGUACAACGUUGGGCCUCCAAUUAAAUGGUCAAGUCAACCUCAGCAUGGGCAAUGCCUAUCUUGGCCUCAGUGUCUUCCAAAAAGCUCUGGAGUGUUUUGAGAAAGCGCUACGAUACGCACACAACAAUGAUGACAAGAUGCUUGAGUGUCGUGUCUGUUGCAGUCUAGGAAAUUUCUACACACACCUCAAAGACUAUGAAAAAGCUCUGUUUUUCCCAUGCAAGGCAGCAGAGCUAGUGAAUGAUUAUGGAAAGGGCUGGAGUUUAAAGUACCGAGCAAUGAGCCAGUUCUACAUGGCUGUAGCCUAUCGGAAGCUGGGGCACUUGCCAGAUGCUAUGGAAUGCUGUGAGGAGUCCAUGAAGAUUGCCCUUCAGCAUGGAGAUCGUCCUUUGCAAGCACAGUGCCUGCUUUGCUUUGCUGAUAUCCACCGCAGCCGUGCAGAUGUUCAGACAGCUUUUCCCCGCUAUGAUUCCUCCAUGAACAUCAUGACUGAGAUUGGAAACCGUCUGGGACAAGUUCAGGUGCUGCUUGGUGUAGCCAAGUGCUGGCUGAUGCAAAAGGACCUCGACAAGGCAUUAGAAAAUACUGAGAGGGCUCAUGAGCUGGCAGAGGGAGUAGGAAACAAACUUUGUCUGCUGAAGAUUCAUUGCCUCUGUGAAGGGAUCUAUCGUACAAAGGGUCAGCAGAGGGAACUCCGUAAUCACGUGGUGAAGUUCCACGAAUGCGUUGAAGAAAUGGAACUCUACUGUGGCAUGUGUGGUGAAUCCAUUGGUGACAGAAACCACCAGCUCCAGGCAUUGCCCUGCUCCCAUGUCUUCCAUUUAAAGUGCCUGCAAACUAACGGAACACGAGGUUGCCCCAACUGCCGGCGUUCAUCAGUUAAACCAGGGCUUGUGUGAUCUGCUAAUGAAUUGAUCACUUAAGAACAUUCAUCCAGUAGGUGUGAAAAGACAAAGCACUGGAGCAAUUAUGUCACGUGAUCUAGAGAUGAAACCCAUCAUAUAGAUACAAAAUCUCCUGCAGAAUUGAUGGAAAAUGCAGGCCUAGAUCUUUGUCGUGACUUUCCACACAUCUGAGUUGUGAAUCUCUUCCAGGAAUUCUAUAUCACCUCCUUUUUCAAAACUACCUACUACAAUAAGCCACCUUUGCUCCUUCAACAACUUGUUAGCUUGACCUUCCACAAUCUCAAUUUGAUUUUGAUUUUAAUUUUCUGCUUCUUUUGAUAGCUUCCUUCAGGGCCAACUCCGACACUCAUACUUCACUUCUUUUUAUUCAUUCCUCAUGGGAAGCAUACUGAUCAUGCCUACAUAAUGCUUCUUGGACUGGCACAGUAUUGCUUUCUUGUAGGCAUGGUGACAGCUACUCUGUUCCAGACAUUGCUUGAAAUUACUUCAACUUAACAUUCUGACUUAUGUUUUUCGUAAUUUAUAUUGGUACCUAACACACGUUAAUGCUUUAAAACAACUACUUAGCCAUUCAUAAUAUGACGUUUUCCAUUGGCAAAGAACAUUUCCCAACCUGAUGCUCUCCAAAUGAUUUCUAGAAUGUUUGGGUAGCCUGGGAAAUCUGGGAUUGAAAAUCCAAAUUGUCUGGAAGGAACCAGAUUGGGCAACUAAUAUGUCAGAGUCAAGAGACUGAUGUCCCACCUGCCUCUUAGCAAUGUGACUCUUUCAGUAUGUCUCUAUUUUCAGUGUAUAGGAUCCUUCAGUUCUUCUGAAAGUAUCUGAUACAUUUAGUUUGCUUAUAUUCUCACAGAACAUUCAAUUUUUACAUGGGACUGGGGGAACGGGGGACUCUUACAGUGUCCCAGGGAGUGUUUGUUGCCUUGUAUUCCUUUCCCGUCAUCUUGUAAUGUUAUAUGGGCAGUGAUGGAAUUGUCAGCAAUAUAUUUAUACUUUCUGUAAACGGUUUAUACUGGAAUAAAUAAAACCAUAGCCUAGAAGCCAGUGUUUUCUAAAGCUGUAGCUAUGUUUUCAUCUUUUAGAAACUGCAGAAAAAAAGAAAAAAGAUGACUAAGUAAUAUAGGUAUUAUUAGUGUCACACUGACCAAAAACACAAAUCAUAACAUCCUGUAAAGAAGUUGUUUUAGGAGAGUGGGAAGAACAUUACAAUAAAUUAUAAAUGUUUGUUGUGGGAGAUAUAUAUAUAUGAGUGAUGGUAUGAGUAAUCUGAAAGAUGGCCCAAAGGCACUAGCAGAGAAAGGUCAAGGAUGGAUGUUUGUAUGCCCAUCAAGAUAAAGGCAAAUUUAGAACCUACAAUAUUCUAGGGUGCCAGAAUAGUUCAUAGAAUUAUAUAUUGGAGGGAUACAAGCAGGAUUCAAGAAGGUGGAUGUUGGAGGAAGGAGUGUGGGAAAUAGUAGGGGCUCAACAGAAGGAAGGAAUAUAAAGGAAAUGAGAAGUAUGAAAUAAAAGCAGAAGUGAAUUGAAGCAACUCUGAUAUAAACGGUCAAGGAUAUAAAUAGGAGAUAGAAAGGUAAAAAUUACAGCUUUAGAAGGGAAUACAAAAUUAAGAGAAUAAAAGAGUUAAUAAACCAUAGAUUACUUUACCUAGUUUGAUUCAAGCUAAACUGUUGGCCUCAUAAAUAAAGGUAUGGUAUCAUUUCAGGGAUAUUAAGAUAAAAAUAAGAGUAUAGAGAAAAUCUAGAAAUCAAAAAUACAAAAUUACAUAUUAUAAAGAACAAAUGUAUGAAAGAUAAUAAAGUAAAAGCUAUGGAAUGAGCUAUAGACUAAUGAUUAAAGUGUAGCUGAAAAGGUAUAGCUAAAGUUUUACUUGGCAGAUACUCAUCAAUUUGUUGGAAAUCCAUCCCUACUGUAGCUGAGUUGUGGAUGAAGAUCUGUCAACAUCUAUGCCACGUUUACUCAAGCCCAAAACUGCUCUAACAGAUAUACUCACUUUUCUGAUUCUUGAUGUCUAACAAUAUACAAUUCUCAUUAUUGGGAAAGGGGGAGAACAUACAUCAGCCACUACCUAUAAAAAGCUUUGCCUCUUGUCUAAUGAGUCGCUGUGUUUGUUUUGCCUAAGUUUGUACCAAUCCUAAACUAUAACAACCUUAGUAAGGCUCCCCUUAUUCAUAAUAAAGAGAACCUAGUAAUUUGCACAAACAUUCUAGGAUAUUUUCUAAUUCCAU
Messenger RNA from Notechis scutatus (mainland tiger snake), 3714 nucleotides. It is a transcript of the gene RAPSN, whose product is annotated as receptor associated protein of the synapse. Gene Ontology annotation, molecular function: protein-membrane adaptor activity; acetylcholine receptor binding. Gene Ontology annotation, cellular component: neuromuscular junction; plasma membrane. Gene Ontology annotation, biological process: positive regulation of neuromuscular synaptic transmission; synaptic transmission, cholinergic. The record is from RefSeq and is a predicted model, not a curated record. NCBI's taxonomy places the organism in Eukaryota, Metazoa, Chordata, Lepidosauria, Squamata, Elapidae.